Messenger RNA from Lathyrus oleraceus (garden pea), 389 nucleotides. RefSeq names its product mediator of RNA polymerase II transcription subunit 21. Gene Ontology annotation, molecular function: transcription coregulator activity. The annotation marks the transcript as partial. Lineage: Eukaryota; Viridiplantae; Streptophyta; Magnoliopsida; Fabales; Fabaceae. Gene Ontology annotation, biological process: regulation of transcription by RNA polymerase II. Gene Ontology annotation, cellular component: mediator complex. The record is from RefSeq and is a predicted model, not a curated record. The transcript has 2 exons.
CUUAAUCCGAAUUACCAUGAACCACCACCUGCACAGCCUACGGAGGAUGAGGCAAACUUUUCUGAAGAACCAAAGCUGAUGAGUGCUUCUUUGGUGAAAGCUGCUAAGCAGUUUGAUGCAUUGGUUGCAUCGCUUCCAAUAUCCGAGACAGGUGAAGAGGUACAACUUAAGCGGAUUGCAGAACUUCAAGCUGAAAAUGAUGCAAUAGGCCAAGAACUUCAGAAGCAAUUGGAAGCUGCGGAGAAAGAAUUAAAUCAAGUUCAAGAGUUGUAUAGCCAAGCAACAGAUAAUUGUUUGAACUUGAAGAAACCGGAUAUCAGUUAGUUGUUUGCUGGCAUAGCUCGGAGAAGAAUCACAAAUAUGAGCUUAUCUCAUCUCGACUCCAACCA